UACAAUUCCAAUUAUAAUUCGGAAUGAGUAUUUAUAGCCUUAGAGGCUUGAAUGUGCGUUUCUGCCGGCAGGCCUACAUAUUGGCACAUGUGCGGGCAGGAGUUGCGCCGAUGCCGGGCCGCACCAAAUUGAGGUUAAGUUUAUGUGAGUGCAGUAAUCAGCAGGGAAACAGUAGUCGAGGAUAUGCAAUAAACACACGCGCCAUCAAUGAUGAACUAACUAGACUAAAGCCAUAUCUUCUUGCAGCCAUAACACCGUUACGCAGUAGUCACAACAACUUAUAUCAAAUGGUAAAAAAGCGUACACUUGAAGCACGCACCAAAUUGCAGCGUAACAAAUUUCCUAAUAAUCAAGCAUGUGAAGAAGAAAAAACCAAAAAAAGUACAAAUGUUUGCAAUGACCAAAGUGGCAGUACUGUGUGUGCAUCACCAUCUCCUGGUCUUGGUGCCACACGACCACCAAUCAAUACAUACCAAUCCUCAUCCUCAUCCACAUCCACAUCCUCAUCAACCACUUGCAAAUCACAAUUUGAUAAAGUUGCUAAAGAUCCUUGCCCUCCUAGGCCAGAUGUGUCACGUAAAACGACGGGCAGCAGUAAGAAUGCUGAAAUGCUGCAAGCAAAAGACUGCAAUAUAAGUAAACGGAAAAAGGCAACUUGUGAUAAAAAGCCGUGUGAUGCUGAAGGUGGUGCUGAUGGUGCAGGCGGUAAAAAGGGUGCACCUGGUGGCGGUUCGAUUAUGGGAGAUGAUGAAGCAACCAGAAAAACAAGAAUGCUGCUAGCUUUGUUGGCUGCGCUAGGACUUGGUGGUUUGCUUUUAUGGUUAUUGACAAGACGAAAACAUAAGGUUACCGACAGCACAGAAUGUACUACAGCACCAAAAAUAAUACCUACAGUGCCAGCAACUUCAGCUGAAUUGCCAAAACAUGUGCCAUAUCUGUUGAUCGGCGGUGGUACAGCAGCUUUCUCUGCAUUCCGUGCUAUCAAAUCGAAUGAUCCGCGCGCGAAAGUACUUAUGAUAACGAAUGAAAAUCGGAAACCUUACAUGCGUCCACCACUUUCCAAAGAACUUUGGUAUUCGGCGGAGAAGGGUGAAAUUACAAAAGACUAUCGUUUCAAACAAUGGACUGGCGCGGAGAGGAGUCUAUUCUUUGAGCCUGAAGAGUUCUUUGUCGAACCUGCGAAAUUAAUGGAAACUGUAAAUGGCGGCAUUGCCGUUGCACAGGGUUUCACUGUCAAGAAGCUUGAUGCUGCCAAACAUAUUGUAACUUUAGCUGAUGGUUAUGAAAUCACCUAUGACGAAUGUUUGAUAGCGACAGGUUGUGCGCCGAAAAAUCUCGAUGUGUUCGCACAAGCCGCACCCGGUGUCAAGGAGAAGAUUAUGAUGUAUCGCAGUCCGGAUGAUUUUGAGAAAUUGAAACGUUAUGCUGAUGAAAAGAAAUCCAUUACAAUUGUGGGGAAUGGCUUUACUGGCAGCGAGUUGGCCUGCUCACUGGCGAACUAUGCCAAAGAUAAGAAAGUGAAAAUCUAUCAAAUAUUUCCAGAAUCUGGUAAUAUGUCAAAAGUGCUACCGAAUUACUUAAGUAAAUGGACUACUGCCAAAGUGGAAUCGAUGGGCGUGUGUGUCAUGUCGGAGACUUCGAUUAAAAAUGCACAACGCGAUGAAGCCGUACUCAAGUUGGUGCUCAACAAUGGCAAGAGUCUUUUAACUGAUGUGGUUGUUGUGUGCGUUGGUUGUGAACCGAAUACGAGCAUAGCGUUAACCUCCGGUUUGGAGACGGAUAGGAAUUUGGGCGGUUUUGUAGUUAAUGCCGAACUAGAAGCUAGACGAAAUUUGUUUGUGGCUGGAGAUGCAUCCUGCUUCUACGAUCCCUUGCUUGGCAGGCGUCGUGUGGAGCACCAUGAUCAUUCAGUGGUGUCGGGUAGAUUAGCGGGUGAAAAUAUGGUUGGCAAAAAGAAAGCCUACAAUCAUCAGAGCAUGUUUUGGUCCGAUUUGGGUCCAGAGGUCGGUUAUGAGGGUAUUGGCCUCGUUGAUGCUUCCCUACGCACAGUUGGUGUCUUCGCAUUGCCAACAACAAGUCCAGAACGUCGUACCGAUAACUUAACCGAAACAGCGGUUAUGGAGGGUGGCGGCAGUGGCAGUACAGUGACUGUGAAUCCGGAAACACCGGACAUUAAGUGUGAUCCAAACCAAGCGGACGAAUACACGCGCGGUGUUAUAUUCUAUAUGAAAGAUGAUAAAAUAGUCGGCAUUCUGCUAUGGAAUCUAUUUAAUCGCAUUGGUUUGGCGCGUACAAUUAUUAAUCAAAAUAAGAAAUAUGACGAUUUAAAUGAAGUGGCGAAACUUUUCGAAAUUCACGCGUAGUUCCGCGCUGUGCAUUGAACAAAUUUGGUAAUGUUUAAUAAUAAUUUGGUUAGGUGAAAAUGUUUGUUACCGUUAGUUACAAUUACACGUGUAAAUUUGCAAUGUACAAUUUUAAAAGCCGAAACAAAAACCACUACCGUUAAAAAGAAUGCAUUUCGAUUCCAACCCAAUUCAACACAAACACCAAACAAUGAAAACCAACACAAGAAAAACCCCAAAAAUUAAAAGUGUGUUGCAGUAGUAGUUUAAGGUGCUUAGUUAGAGCUGGCAGCCUCAUCUGUCAAGCCUUUGCCGGGAGUAGAAUAUAAUUAACAAAAAAUAAAUCGUUUGGAAUGCAAAAUAUGUACGCAAAUGAUGCACGAACUACUUGCCUAGCAUUUAAGCUUUAUCACAAGAAAAAGAAAGCAAAUGAUGGUAUUCAUGCAAUGCUUUUAUUAGUAGAAAAAACUCUUAAUUGAACCCAAAACACAAAAACAAAUACUUAAAAAAUAUACUUAUUUUUUAUUUGCACAGUAGCACAGUGCAGCCUUUAGUUUAUGCCUUUGGCAUAAGUGAUGUGUUCUUCAAAAUGCUGAGGAGGAAUAAAUAAUAAAAUAAAAUAAUAAAUAAAAUUGUUUGAAAAAUA
Zeugodacus cucurbitae (melon fly) is the source of this 2988-nucleotide messenger RNA. It is a transcript of the gene AIF, whose product is annotated as putative apoptosis-inducing factor 1, mitochondrial. Gene Ontology annotation, cellular component: mitochondrion; cytoplasm. The transcript is spliced from 9 exons. The record is from RefSeq and is a predicted model, not a curated record. Gene Ontology annotation, molecular function: NAD(P)H oxidase H2O2-forming activity; protein dimerization activity; FAD binding. NCBI's taxonomy places the organism in Eukaryota, Metazoa, Arthropoda, Insecta, Diptera, Tephritidae. Bases 24 to 2363 code for a protein of 779 amino acids. Gene Ontology annotation, biological process: mitochondrial respiratory chain complex assembly; apoptotic process.